Seminavis robusta is the source of this 426-nucleotide messenger RNA. NCBI's taxonomy places the organism in Eukaryota, Bacillariophyta, Bacillariophyceae, Naviculales, Naviculaceae. The record is from the annotation of a GenBank genome assembly.
AUGGCUCCAUCCCUUCGAGCUUGGGCUUUUGACCAGCAUCGAAAUAUUGCGCCUUUGGGGAAUGCCUUUUCCGGUCGAUUGCCAACGGAGAUUGGAUUGCUGACCAGCCUGACCGAGUUUCAAGCAGCCAGAAACUCUCUUACAGGUCCCAUCCCCUCGGAGGUUGGGCUAUUGACCAACAUGGAAAUAUUGUACCUUUUGGAAAAUGCCUUUUCCGGUCAAUUGCCAACAGAGAUUGGAUUGCUGACCGGCGUGAAGGAUUUUCAAGCAUCCAGAACUCUCUUAAUGGUCCAUCCCUCGGAGCUUGGGCUUUUGACCAGCAUGGAAAUAUUUACCUUUGGGGAAAUGGCUUUUCCAGUCAAUUGCCCAGUGAGAUGGAUUGCUAACUGGCCUGAAGGAUUUUCAAGCAUCCAGCAACUCUCUUAA